AUCUAAAUGGAAAUACAAAACGUUAACCUGUAUUCAGAAAGAAGGCAGUAACUGCAAGUAUUUUAUAAAUAAUGUUGCCCUUGUAUUGAAAUGGAACAUUUUGGCUAAAAUAAGACAUAUAAUCAAAAAAGGCAAAGUUAAAGUCAAAUAUUACAAUGAAACAUCGAUAUUUGCUUUCAGUAAAAUAUUCGAAAACAGGCAAGUAAUGAUUCGUUGCAAUAUUAAAACAUCAUUUUGAACUAGACAAAAGGACGCAAAUAACUAAAUAAUAAAUACAAAACCACAAUUGAAGCAAAACAUAACACACAUAUACACAUACACACACACGCACACACCCACAGGAAAAAUGAUUCCACCGCAUUCGGCUGUAUCUUCCACCUUCAAAGGCUGCCCUUAAAAAUAAAGUAAAGUCAAUUAAAAAUCAAGGUCACAUACAUAUAUUUGUAAAGACAUUGACUUUAAAAUGAAGUUUUGCCAUUUAGAUGCUUUAACGCACAUGACGAAACGGCAUUAGUAAAAUUUGCAAUCGAUUAAAAUAUUUUUCAAACAAAUUUGAUCCAUGAGCGGGCCGGAUGGGGAAAAAUAAUUUUUUUAAAAGCCAAUUUUUUUUUUUUUUUUUUUUGUUAAUCAGAAUUAUACAAUGAGUUAAAAAUUCGCAAAUAAAAUGGACUAUGCGAGUUAUAAUUUUCUUCUUAAUGUUUUUUUACUCACAAAUCAAUCGCAUAAAUCACACGUUCUUUGAAAGUGUGCCUAGCUAAGUACACUUCAAAUAAUACUUUAUUCAUUAUGUUGUUUUGUGUAACAUCAUAUUACAAUAACAGUUUAAACAAACGCACAAUACCUAUUAUAUUUUAAUGAUAUCAGUUUCAAGAACUAGUUUAAAUGAAAACACACUGUAAUAAAAAUUAUUACGACGCAAAAGCUCUGGAAUAGGUUCAGGGUUAAAAAAUAAUGUAGAACAUAUAAUAUAAUAUUUUUAAUACAUAUUUUAUGCAAAAAAAAGCAAAUUUUAACCAGGAAAGUGUUGUUAAUAUGCAUGUAUUUUCAUACUGCGUUUGAUAAAGACAUUUUGCUAAUAAUUUAAAAAAUUCGGCCUACCUUGAAUUUCUCGAGAGCAAAACACGAAUCCUUAUUAUUUUAAUUCAGCCCAACAGAAAACUUGAUCUGGUAAAAGCUUACAUUUUUUAUGUUUAAAAUAAAACAGUUUAAAGAUGAUAACAAUGAUACGCUUUCAGGAGAUAUCUCGAGCAGUCUCUCUAAGUGACAUAUGGUUGGCAGAGAACAAUCAAUGCAAUUGAUGCAGCAAGAUAUAUUUUGUGCCUCAGCUAUAUUCGUUUUAAUAAAAACUCAACAGACAGUAUAAGCUUAUUUUCUGAUAACAACUGGUUUGGUUAUACAUUUAAACUAAAGUGCAAGCGUAGCCUUUUAUUCGCUUAAAAAUGUGUAGGACUGAAAGGUAUCUCAGAGAAUACCUACAACCGCCCACAUUUUCUUCUCAGAGCUCGGUUUAAUUUUAAAAAGCGUUUGUCUAUUUUUCACUCAUUUAAAUGACAGCCUACGCAUACUGCCCACAUUCUUACCCACUGAAUAGAUAGAUAGAUAGAUAGAUAGAUAGAUAGAUAGAUAGAUAGAUAGAUAGAUAGAUAGAUAGAUAGAUAGAUAGCGCACUUACUGUACACACCGGGACGCGUGAAACAGUCCUAUUUUAAGAGCUAUAAAGUAAAAGACGCAAAUAUUGUUAAUUUCACAAACGCCUCAGUUUGCUUCCUGUCUUCGUGGGAGCAUUAGAUCUAAGGGAGAGCAAGAAGCUGUAAAUGUGUUCUUAAGGCUAGAAGCUGUCAGACCGUUUGGCAAACAAGAUUGAUAGCACACAUGCUUCCUUGCUGCUUUGUUUGUAACAUAAGAAAAAAGACAAUUACCUUUACAAAAUUUAAAGUGAAUUAUUUUAUUAUGAAAUUUAAAAACAAUAGUUAUCUGCAGAUAAAAAUGUUUUUAAAAUCACUAUAGACAAUAUAUUGAAUAAGGGCAAAACCAUUUUAAUUACAUUUUUAUAAAUAUAAUCAAAAUAUUUCACAGAAAUGUUUUAAAAAGGAUUAUGUAUAUUCAAUUGGUUACAUUUCCCACAAUCUAAUCACGUACACUUUAUCCAAAAUAACAUUCAGCGCAAAAUUGUGCCUAUUAGCAAUGUAUAAAUGCAUUCAUUUUAUGUCCCUUUUUAAAACAUUGUGGUAAAAAGCAUGAAAACAGUCCUAUAUAAUUUAAGCCACACAAACACACACGUGUGUGUGUGCGUGUGUGAUUGCGUUUGCCCUCAGUUAUAAAUAUUUCCAUACAUUUAUUUUGCCGAUAUUAAAUAACAGUGUUUGCUGCCGUUCAAAUACGUAUUUUUGAUUAAUCAAAAUAAUAUUAUUAUGAGCAUUGAGUUAUUUAUUAGAAAUGUUAUAUAAUAUACAUAAAUUAGUAAACGUGAAGAAUUAAAAAAAUCUUCAGAAAUAAACGGCAAUGUUUGUCUGCAGCUUACAACUUAUACUGUACUGAACUGCGUAGUGCCGGUACGUACAUAGUGGCGAUUUUUUGAGUGGUAUAGUAACUUACAGUGCAAUACAGUGCUAAAUGAAAGAAUAUAAUAUAUUACAAAAUAAUACUAAUAUACAGUUUUUCACUAAGCCAACAAAGUGAUUACACCAUUAUUAAAUAAUGGCAAUGAAAAGUUCCAUGAAAACACACCACUAGCUUAAAGGUUCUCCUUGUGUGUAAAUCCUUAAGUAGUUGAUAUCUAGAGUUCCUUGUGUCAAAACUUUGAAGAUUAAUGGAUUACUUUGUUAAUGACUCCAGGCGUCAGAUUUAGGUACUGGAAUGAUUUGUGAUUUGGAAGUAGAGUAUUUGACAUACGCAGGCAGUUUUGAACGAAGAAAAUAAGGAAAUAAAGGGAAAAGAAUAAAAUAGGGUUGAUAUAAAAUAAAUAUACAUAUUUAUAUUUAACUGUAUACAUGGUGAUAAAAAAUAUAUCAACACGCGUAAACAAAAACAGAGCUAUCCCAAAACGAGGCGUUCCACAGCGAGUUUUUGGAUCAAUCACGCAGACAGUGCCUUCUUUUGAUUAAAGCCCAAAUUGUCAUUGGGCAGAAGUAAUCAUGUGACAACCAAUUCGGUCCAAUUUCAACCUUGUCUCCAUGAAUUCAAUAGUUUAAUAGUAGCGCGGUCCCCAUACGGCUGUAAUCAGUGAAAUAGAAAAAAAAACCCUAGCAGCGAUUUUUAUGAUUUUUUUUUUCCUGGUUCGGGCCACAAAACAUAAAUAAGAGCGAAGUUUCCAAAAAAGCUCUGAGGAGAAGGAAAUGAAUUACGAAUUUGAGCGCGAGUCUGGUUUUAUCAAUAGUCAGCCUUCGCUCGCUGAGUGCCUGACAUCCUUUCCCCCUGUCGGUGAUACAUUUCAAAGUUCAUCAAUCAAGAACUCGACGCUUUCACACUCGACACUCAUUCCUCCUCCCUUUGAGCAGACUAUUCCUAGCCUAAAUCCAGGCAGCCAUCCUCGCCACAACCGGCCAAAACAGAGCCCCAAUGGCAACAGUCCGUUACCGGCUGCCUCUCUUCCUCCGGAGUAUCCAUGGAUGAAAGAGAAAAAAGCGUCCAAGAAAAAUCACCUGCCGACCGCUACAUCUACUGCAACAGCAACCGCGACUGGACAACUUUGCUUUCCACCGAAAGAUUCUCCGGAAAUCCAGGACAACACAAGUGGGGGAUCCAGAAGACUUCGAACAGCAUAUACUAACACUCAGCUUUUAGAGCUGGAGAAGGAAUUUCAUUUCAACAAGUAUCUGUGCAGACCCAGGCGUGUGGAAAUUGCUGCUUUGUUAGAUUUAACCGAGAGACAAGUUAAAGUAUGGUUUCAAAAUCGGAGGAUGAAGCACAAAAGACAAACACAGUGCAAAGAAAAUCACAACACGGAGGGCAAAUUUAAGAACUUAGAGGACGGCGUAAACAGCGAAGAGGAAAAGACGCUUUUCGAGCAAACAAUUAACAAUGUGUCGGGGGCUCUUUUAGAAAAAGAAGGUUACACAUUUCAACAAAACUCUCUAACUCCUCAACAGGCGCAGAAUACGCACAAUGGAGAGCCCCAAAGUUUUACUGUGUCGCCUUUAACUAGCAAUGAGAAAAAUGUAAAACAUUUUCAGCACCCAUCACCCACUGUUCAGAACUGCCUGUCAACAAUGGCCCAGAACUGCGCAGCUGGCCUGAACAAUGCCAGUCCCGAGGCCUUGGAUGUUUCUUCUCUCCAGGAUUUUAGCGUAUUCUCUACAGACUCUUGUCUAAAUCUUUCUGAAGCAGUUUCUCCAAGUUUGCCAGACUCUCUUGAUAGCGCUGUAGAUAUUUCUACAGACAGUUUUGACUUUUUCACAGAUUCACUCACAACGAUCGAUUUGCAACAUCUGAACUAUUGAAAGAGUGUAUGUGUGUGUGUGUAUGUGUGUGUGUGUGUGUGUGU
Polypterus senegalus (gray bichir) is the source of this 4483-nucleotide messenger RNA. RefSeq names its product homeobox A2b (gene hoxa2b). Lineage: Eukaryota; Metazoa; Chordata; Cladistia; Polypteriformes; Polypteridae. Gene Ontology annotation, molecular function: DNA binding; DNA-binding transcription factor activity, RNA polymerase II-specific. The record is from RefSeq and is a predicted model, not a curated record. Gene Ontology annotation, biological process: regulation of DNA-templated transcription. The transcript has 2 exons. The coding region runs from base 3336 to 4439 and encodes 367 amino acids.